AUGGAUACCCGAGUCGACACGCUGUCGGGCCGCUUUGGCGGGCAAUGGGCCUUUCUCUCCUCGCCGCCCACCGCUGGAUCACGGUCUGUGCCACACUCGUCCAGCUAUUUACGAAGCGACCGCAGCAAUAUCUCCCCGCUGCCCACGGCGCUGCACUUCCACCAGCUCAAUGCUUCUCGUUCCAGCCUCCCGCGGCACGCCCACGCCGCGUCGGUCGGUGAUCGCAGCUCAACUACCACGAUACCCACUCACCCGGUCCUCGUUCGAGUCCACUCCGCCGAUCCCAUCUUGCAAGUUCGACCCACGAGACGGCCAGCGAGACCCCGUCGGAGGCCUGGAAACGGAAGCAUGGAUCUGCCUGCCGAGGAAGAGUUCAGCAUACGAGGGAUCUUGGCGGCCAUCGCAGAGGACAUCGAAGACGACGUCGAUGCGAUAGCGGAGAUACUCGGGCGGAGUCGGCUGGUGCUGGCAGAUCAACAUGAGAGCCACAUGCCUCCACAGGGCGAGAUCAGAGCUAUAAGCAGUUCCUUGCAAGCCGUGGCAGAGGCGAGCGCGAGCAAUGAGAGGCUGGCCGCCGCCUCCGAUGACGUUCUCAUCCUACAAGAAGACGCCAGCCUCGUCGAAGGGAGCCAUACCGGCUCUGCUGCGUAUGGUCUGCUCGAGAGGCUACAGAUCGUGCCGGCCUCGAGACGGAUGAGGAGUGAAAUUCCCAGAACGGCGGGCUCGAGACCCGCCACAGCGUCUGUCCGACACUAUUCGGCACCUCCAACACUGCCUGUCGUGCCGGCGGCUGCUGAGGAUAUGGGCGUGUCUACAAAUACUUCGCUGCCACAGUCUUCGCGACGGCUGCUCCAAAGUCACAUGGAGGGGGACAAACUGCAAGACGCCCAGCCAAGGACAACAGAUGCCGUGGUAGCGGAAACAUACUUGUCCGCUGCAGCAAACGCAGUCACUGUAUCUGAUCCACCGGUCGUGUCUGAGGCUGGUCGACAUUACCCCCUGUACAGCUACGACUACAGUGAGCUGUUUGAGGGACCGAUAAAUUCUCCUCCACCAGUCCGAAUGACCUUGCGUGAAAGACUGCAGUCGUUUAUCCCGCACAUCGAUCUGCCAAAUCUUGUGUCAUGGGUCCACGGACACGAUACACAGGUUAUCAGCGCGGAAUCACAGCUUCGAGAGAUUCUACACAGACAGCGACCCGUGAGGGGUCCGAGCAGCAACCAGGGAGAGACUGUGGAGAGUCCGGAGAUGUACGAAUGA
Molecule: messenger RNA, 1260 nt
Organism: Cladophialophora yegresii CBS 114405
Lineage: Eukaryota; Fungi; Ascomycota; Eurotiomycetes; Chaetothyriales; Herpotrichiellaceae
Exons: 1
Coding region: 1-1260 (419 amino acids)
Source: RefSeq, a predicted model, not a curated record